AUGUUAAAUACGUAGGAAACUGUGUGAAAAGUGCGAUACCUAGUAAAGUGUUAAAAUAUACAGUGUAAUUAGCGUUAAAUUACUGCAUUCAACCAUAUGAUAGUGAACGCAGAAAAAUCGAUAUUUCUGCAGUAUCUCCGUUGCUAGGCUGUGACUUACUACAUGCAGUACAACAUACACGCGUAAAGACUUAAUUUCUCUCUAAUAUGACGUGAGUAACAAAGUUUUUGUUACAAAACAUCUAAAACAUGAUGGAAGGAAUAAUUUCCUACAGAGUGACACCACUAUUGAAAUGCAUAGUGUUGUUCCUGUUUAUUUUUACGGCAAAGGUACUCACUUCUCGGCCUCUAGAAUCUCAAGAUAUAAGGAAUGGAAUUCAUCACCUAAAGCCAUCCCACUAUGUGAGAACUUUUACUAAAUAUCAUCAUAGAAGAACUAUACAAUGGAAUAACCAACAAGAUUUGAAUAAUGAGUGGCCAGUUGUAAAUGAUCAUCCAAGAGUUAUUGGGAAGAGGAGUGCUGAUGCCCCAAACUAUGUAGAAGUGAGAGAUGUCUCAAAAGUAUACCAACAUGCAAAAUUAUUGAAGAAACGAAGCAUACCAGAUGAUAUUGUUGAGAAAAAAGUAUCUAACCCAGCUAUCAAGCGUAAAUACUGGCCAGCUAGGCACAUGAGAAUUGAGAAAAGAAGUUUAGAUGUUCCAAAUUCAAAUGAAUUUGUGGGGUCUUCUCAAGAGAUGCGUAGACUUGAUCAUUUCACUUCAGACACUGUUAGAGACAACAUAGUUGGGUCUUUUGAGAAGAAAGCUAUCAGUUCGGGGCGUGAUAAAGGAAAGAAUGGCUUGUCCAAUGAUAUUAAGAUGUAUAAAGUUAAGGCGGCUGUUAUACCAACAGAGAGGACUACUACAAAGGGUCCAACAAUAUCAUGUUUGUACAAAAUUCAUGAUAGCGUGGCUAUGAGUGUUACCCCUUCAUAUGCCGAUGAGAGAAAUGCUCAGUUGAUGGUUGAAAAUGACAGCUUUGAAACAGGUCCCAUAUCAGAGACCACUCUACCCAACGGCGAAUUGGCGCAAGUAGAGCAGUGCACAGAUACGAAAGCCUCGUGUUAUACUCUGUGGCAUCAGGACAAGGAUGCCAAUAUCACUGUUUUAGGACAAGGAUGCUGGCGAUCCUCGCAGACCGAAGGGCGAAGCUCCUGCGACAAGUGUACCAGAGUGUCAGCCCCGAGACUUCCUGGCACCAAAUUCUGUUGCUGCACCAACACUUACUGCAACGCCGACUUCUUAACCCUCAAAGAGGAAACGGUGACAAUGAAAGCUGAAUCGACAAUGGACAGCGGUGCCCAAAAUAUGGUUGCAGCGUCGAACAUACUCGCCUCGUCCGUACUAGCGCUAGUAGCUGUACUAGUACUAGCGCUUCUACUCACCAAGUUCUACUGCCGGUCGAAUCGACACCCGCAUAGUGAUACCGACACACUGAAUAUUGAAAAAGGAGAUGUGAUGGGUAGUGGUCCGGAUGCGCUAGCGACUGGACUCUCCUGCGUCGACAACCUCACGCUCAUUGAACAUAUUGGUCAAGGCAAAUUCGGUUCAGUCUGGCGUGGCAGUCUAGGUUCCGUUCCCGUAGCAGUCAAGCUGUACUCUAACACGAGUACGUGGCAGAGAGAGGCAGCGAUAUACGCAUUACCCCAUCUCGCUCAUCCUAAUAUACUGAGAUACUAUGGCAGCGACAGUCGCGCGACGCUGACGGGCGGAGGGGGGCGCUCCGAGCUGGUGGUGCUGGAACUAUGCGCGGGCCCGCUCCGCGCGCGACUCACGGCCGCCCCGCUCUCCUGGAGGGAGUUUGCGCAUCUUGCGCAUGGAUUAGCGGCUGCAUUAGCGCAUCUACAUACGCCUACUGGUAGCAAGCCCUGCGUAGUCCACCGCGACGUGAACAGCAACAACGUACUAGUGACGGCCGGCGGCGAUGCUCGCCUGGCCGACCUCGGUCUUGCGCAACUGCUGCACGCUGCGAGGGACCGCUCCGCCCCUACAAGGAUCACCGAGGCGGGUACCCUCCGCUACCUGUCUCCGGAAGCGCUAGAAGGAGCGCUGGACCUGUCGGGGGCGCGCGCGGCGCUGUGCGCGGUGGACGUGUUCGCGCUCGGCCUCGUGCUCUGGGAGAUGCUGUGGAGGACCCGCGGGGCCCACGCCGGGGCUCUGCCCUCCUACGCGCUGCCAUACCACCAUCACGGACUACCGCCGCGACCCACUCUCGCACAGAUGCAGAGCUUAGUUUCCCGCAACAAGGCUCGGCCCCCACUACCUAAAGGGCCGGUGCAACAAUCCAGAGCAUUGAAGAUCGCUGCCGAUACCUGCGACGAAUGCUGGGAUCAUGAUGCUGAGGCUAGAUUGACAGCGGUUUGCGUGGAAGAAAGGAUGGCUGAGUUGAAACAGAUGUUACACGCCCAGGGUCCGCUCAUACAUGACAACAACUUACAUCCACAUCCACCCGCGGAUUCCAACGUGCCAUCACCACCGGAAAUGGACAAGAAUUCAAACUGUACGUCUACACAAAAUAUAGACGUUCACACACCCCUGCUGUACCCCCAACCGCAUAUAGGGCGUAACGCGUGCAUAGAACGCAACACACACACAAACACACAGUCCACCACCGUUGAACUCAUACACAAGUCUCUCAAAGAUAUUACUGCACCCAUAGAGACUCUGAGAGUCCCUAACAUAGAAGAGAAUUGUCUCUCAGUAGCCAGAGUCUCUAGCCACCCCCGAAUCUCUCUAUUAGAAAACUCGGCUUUACCAGAAGUAAGGUCCUACCAAAGACCCCUAGAUUACGUUCAAAAUGACGUCACAAUCAACGAAGACAGAGGGCCCAAACAAACAAAUCUCCUCCAAGACGUUAAGGUCGAAAAACCUAAAUGGGGCUUCAAGAAAUUUUUCGAGAAACUCAAUAGAAAUAAAAUGGAAACCGAAGUGAAGUUAGCGGAGAAUUCGCAAAGGACUUUGACCUCUAUAGUCGAUAAGCCGUCGAAUAAUGAUAUUAGACCCUCAAAUCUAUCUAUUACGCAAGAUCGGAGCCCGUAUAACUUCGAAGGACCUUGCACUCUAUCGCCUCCGAAUAGGACUCUUUCUCCAACAAUGAUGAUGGAUUCGGAGAACAAAGUAUUUGGUUUCAAAGAGCUUCCGAAUAGAGACGCUGAAGCGAGAACACCGAACCAGAUAUUCGCAGUCAUAGUACCGAAGGCGAAACCGCCAGAUUAUAUAGAAAUUAAGAAUAAAGGAAGUUCGGAGAGUCUUAAGCGUUCAGUAAACACUUCGUCGUGUCAGAGUAUAUUGAAAUCGAAUUCUGAGUCCGAAGACUCGACUGCUAAGAAGAGAUUGAGUUGUGAGAACAGAAUGGGUAGUGGAAGUUCUUCGAGAGCGAGUAUCAACUUAGAACUACAGUACAUUGACACACAAGACUCCUUCAACGGGCCCAUUACCCCAUUCGACAUGAAUUCGGACUGUUCAAGCAGUGAAGAUGAACAUUUAAUGCUUCUAUCAGAAAAUGGCGGGUCCAAAAUAACAAUGCAAACUAUACCUAAACAAGAAAUUAAAAAGAACGACGUCCUUAAAGAAUCUAGUCAAGUAACUGAUUUUACGUUUAAUAAAUAUCAAAAUAAAUAUACGAAUUUCGAUAAUGAGUUUAGCGAUCCCAACGAUAAGGAAAACGCUGUCAAUGGGUUUAGUGGGGACAAUCCAGUCUACUUCGCGGCUUUGAAUGGAGAGAUUGAUUCUUCUGAGUUGAAAUUCCAAGGGAAUAGAUCCCCGAAACCGACGUUAAAGAACUUGGCUAUCAAGAGACAGCAUUCUUUGGAACAGGUAAGUGAGAUAUUCUCCUCAGCCGGUGAUGUGAACCUCUUAAAUCCAGCUGGGAGGGUCAAAACUCCCGGAGACCUGCCCGUAGCUGUGAGGAAAGCAAGAAGAGAUAGGGCCCUACAAAAAGGAAGAGCGAGUGAAUGUAAUAGAUUGAGUCUGUACGAUGACCGAAUGAUGUUCGGGAAUAGUUUGUAGUUCGGUCUUACAUACAGCUAGAUAUGUAUAAUAAUUUUUACGCAAGCAAAAAUGUACUUUGUGCCCCUUCGAUUUGAGUUUAAAAUUGAAUUGUUGAUAGUCAUGAACAAAUGUGUCAUUUCCUUUAGCAUUUAUAUAUGUAUUAGAAGUUUAGAAGUAAGCAAACGAACAGACAAACAGAGAUUUCCUAUAUAUAAAUAAAGCAACUUUAAUACUAUUACCUCACAUUCGUUAUAAGAAGAAAAUAUUAUAAUGGUCUAGCUAGAGGAUGUUGUUGGCUUAAUUGGCU
Spodoptera exigua (beet armyworm) is the source of this 4335-nucleotide messenger RNA. NCBI's taxonomy places the organism in Eukaryota, Metazoa, Arthropoda, Insecta, Lepidoptera, Noctuidae. The record is from the annotation of a GenBank genome assembly.